UAGCAAAGGAACCGAAAAAUCACAAAUUAUAUCGAAAAGAGAGAAAGCAACAAAAAAAAAUAAUUAGUAAUUACACGAUUUUGUUUGUUUUUUGUUUUGUGUGCGUGCGUGCGUGUAUGAGUGUGUGUGUACGUGCUGCAUGAGCCAAGCUACGAAAUGGGCCAAGAGGAUCAGGAGCUAUUGAUACGCGGCGGCAGCAAGCAUCCCUCCGCCGAGCAGUUGCACAGCCAGGGGGAGCAGGCGGCGGCGGCGGCGGCGGCGGCAGGCACAGCCGUGGGGCCCACAGCGCAGAGCUGCAUUAGCCAAAGCUUUGGCCAGGCCAAGAACUAUGGCACCUUGAGCGGCGCCGAUGAUGCACAGCUGCCAGAGACGCUCACCUAUGCGUGGCACAAUGUGGACAUAUUCGGUGCAGUGCAUCAGCCGGGCUCCGGCUGGCGCCAGCUGGUGAAUCGAACGCGUGGACUCUUCUGCAACGAGCGGCAUAUUCCGGCGCCACGCAAGCAUCUGCUCAAGAAUGUCUGUGGCGUGGCCUAUCCGGGCGAGUUGCUGGCUGUGAUGGGCAGCUCCGGGGCCGGCAAGACCACGCUGCUGAAUGCUCUCGCCUUCCGGACACCGCAAGGCGUGCAGGUGUCGCCGUCGAGCGUGCGCCUGCUCAAUGGCCAGCCGGUGGAUGCCAAGGAGAUGCAGGCACGCUGCGCCUACGUGCAGCAGGAUGAUCUGUUCAUUGGCUCCCUAACGGCACGGGAGCAUCUCAUCUUCCAGGCGAUGGUGCGCAUGCCGCGCCAGCUAACCUAUCGCCAGCGUGUGGCGCGCGUCGACCAGGUCAUCCAGGAGCUGUCGCUGACCAAGUGCCAGCACACGAUCAUUGGUGUGCCCGGACGCGUCAAGGGGCUGUCGGGCGGGGAGCGGAAGCGUCUGGCGUUCGCCUCGGAGGCGCUCACCGAUCCGCCGCUGCUCAUUUGCGAUGAGCCGACCUCCGGUCUGGACUCUUUUACCGCGCACAGCGUCGUCCAGGUGCUAAAGAAGCUGUCGCAGAAGGGCAAAACCGUCAUACUGACCAUACAUCAGCCCUCCUCGGAGCUGUUCGAGCUGUUCGACAAGAUACUCCUCAUCGCCGAGGGACGCGUCGCCUUCCUGGGCACACCCAGCGAGGCAGUCGACUUCUUCUCCUAUGUGGGCGCCCAGUGUCCGACCAACUAUAAUCCGGCCGACUUCUAUGUGCAGGUGCUGGCCAUUGUGCCAGGUCGCGAGGUGGAGUCGCGCGAGCGCAUUGCCAAGAUUUGCGAUAACUUUGCCAUUAGCAAAGUGGCGCGGGAUAUGGAACAGCUGUUGGCUGCCAAGGCGCAGACGCAGCCGCUGGAGCAGCCCGAGAACGGGUAUACCUACAAGGCCACGUGGUUUAUGCAGUUCCGUGCCGUGCUCUGGCGUUCCUGGCUAUCCGUGCUGAAGGAGCCGCUGCUGGUCAAAGUGCGACUCAUACAGACCACGAUGGUAGCCGUGCUCAUUGGGCUCAUCUUUCUGGGCCAACAACUGACGCAGGUGGGCGUGAUGAACAUCAACGGCGCCAUAUUUCUCUUCCUGACCAACAUGACCUUCCAGAAUGUGUUUGCCACCAUCAAUGUUUUUACGUCGGAGCUGCCGGUUUUUAUGCGCGAGGCGCGCAGUCGCCUUUACCGCUGCGACACCUACUUUCUGGGCAAGACCAUAGCCGAGCUGCCGCUCUUUCUGACCGUGCCGCUCGUCUUUACGGCAAUUGCGUACCCGAUGAUUGGCUUGCGGCCGGGAGCGCUGCACUUUUUCAACUGCCUGGCGCUGGUCACACUGGUGGCCAAUGUGUCCACCUCGUUUGGCUACUUGAUAUCCUGCGCCAGCUCCUCGACAUCGAUGGCAUUGUCGGUGGGCCCACCGGUCAUAAUACCAUUCUUGCUUUUUGGUGGUUUCUUCCUCAACUCGGGCUCGGUGCCCGUUUACCUGAAAUGGUUGUCCUAUCUAUCCUGGUUUCGUUAUGCCAACGAGGGCCUGCUUAUCAAUCAAUGGGCCGAUGUGGAGCCCGGCGAAAUUAGUUGCACCUCCUCGAACACAACGUGCCCCGGCUCCGGCAAGGUUAUACUGGAAACGCUGAACUUCUCCGCCGAAGAUUUGCCGCUCGAUUAUGUGGGAUUGGCCCUGCUGAUUGUUGGCUUUCGCGGGUUUGCCUAUCUGGCGCUGCGAUUGCGUGCCAGGCGCAAGGAGUAAUCCUUAUAUAUGCAUACAUAUAUUUUUAUAUACAUAUGUAUAUAAAAAUUUUUUUUUUAUAAUAUACAUAUAUUAAUUUUUUUUACCACAAAACUGCUAAUAAAAACUAUAUUUACUGUUAGUAGGCCUGGCAUUUAAAAUUAAACCUUUUUUAUGUACACAACCCAACUAAAAUUCUGUUAUUAAAAACUCAGUCUACACAUAUAA
Messenger RNA from Drosophila montana, 2442 nucleotides. RefSeq names its product white (gene w). NCBI's taxonomy places the organism in Eukaryota, Metazoa, Arthropoda, Insecta, Diptera, Drosophilidae. Gene Ontology annotation, molecular function: ATP hydrolysis activity; ABC-type transporter activity; ATP binding. Gene Ontology annotation, biological process: transmembrane transport. The transcript is spliced from 6 exons. The record is from RefSeq and is a predicted model, not a curated record. The coding region runs from base 157 to 2235 and encodes 692 amino acids. Gene Ontology annotation, cellular component: cytoplasmic vesicle membrane; plasma membrane.